AUGUAUCACCAUCAUUCAUUGACGUUUAUUUUAUACUCGUGCUGGUUUGCAUCAUGUGCUACAAUAUUGGCCACGGAGUUUUCCUGUCAGACAUCUAGCACAUCCAAAGUGCUUCUGUCGAAUGGCCCACCUAUUUCAUUCAAUUCUCCCUAUGCUCAAACGCUCUCUGUGAAUUUUCUUUUUCAAUCGCCAUUUCAACUUGCUUCUGCUAUACAAGUCAGCGCAAUUAAUAUUUUCCCCCGUCAAAACAAUGUUUCCCUUACCAUUCGAGCUGCUCUGUACGAUGCUGCAUCGAUGCUUAUUGCACAGACACCUAUCAUCACUACAUCCACAGCUGAAUUUUCGAACACACAAUCUAACCCAUGGUCUCUACCACUGGAACGAUCCGUCAAUCUCGCAGUUGGAAUCAAUUACCAUGUCGCUUAUUGGUUUGCUAACUCCAGUAAUAAUGGUACUGGCGUUGUUGCACUGUAUGCAACGAGUCCAGCCAAUGCCACCUGGUUGAAACCAACGGCUGACUUCGUUGCAGUGAAUGGAUCAUUUCCUGCUCUUUUAUCGGCACCUCACACGUUCGGUUCUGGUCGAGCUGCUCCAUUCAUUGAGUUGAUUGGAAAACCAUGUCUGAACAAAAUUUCUGCUGCUACCAUACAUCUCGACAAUACGGUUCUUUCCAUACUACAAACUAUUCGAACAAAAUAUGGUGGAAUACCAGCUCUAGGCGCUUCAAUCAUACAAAUGCCCACAUCUGAUUCUUUCAAAGGUGUUCAACCGAUAAAAGAUACUGUUUGUCCUUUCAUUCCGGUAUCAACAGUAGUAUCAGGCGUACGACGUGCUGAUGCCAAAAUCCCAGAGCCGGUCACAGUGAAUGAUAAAUGGCAUCUGGGAUCGAAUACGAAAGCAAUGACAGCAAUGCUUGUUCAAAUAUUAAUACAAAAAGGUAGAUUAAGUCUUAACACUACCGUAGGAGAUAUUUUUCCAUACUUACCCUUUUCUUCAAUGACAACAACGCCAUCAUCAUCCGACUCUUGCGUUUGCGGCAAUCUUCAACAUACAAAUGGCUAUUUUAGUAAAUCUCCCUAUUCAUGCAAUUUGAAAAUUCAUACAUCAUGGAAAUACAUUACUAUCGCGCAUUUAUUAACUCAUACUUCGGGUUUAGAUUCUUUGGAUGCGUUGUUUACCGAACAAUACUUCAUCGAUUCUGUAGCACUCGAUACAAAUGGCUUUAACGAAUCGUGUACUAACUAUCCUAUACCUUCACGUCGUUAUCAUUUGAGUGUCAUGUUACCAGUGACGAUUCCUAACUCACCGCCAUCUAUCGAUGUUCCAGUGAAGUCUGCAUAUUCAAACAAUAAUUUCAUCCUACUGGGAUUAAUCUUAGAAGAAUUAUUGUCUUUGCCAUGGGAGAUAAUCAUUCAACAGCAAUUAUUCGAUCCAUUGGGAAUGAGCACAGCUGGAUUUCUAUCACCUAUUACUAAUGUAUCAUUGGAUGCUUAUGCUAUCCAACCGUUAGGUCAUUACAAAGAUCAUAAUAAUAUAAUUCGAAGCGUCGACAGUGAUCUUCCAAAAUCGUGGGCGCCGACUGGUUUAGUUCACGCUAGCCUCGGUGACUGGAGCAAAUUCAUUGCUUGUCAAUUGCAAGAAGGGCGUGAUCUAGCAGCACUAGGCUUUUCUCCUGCGAAUACCAAUUUUCUAAACAUAACAAAUUCACUAUACAUCUUCUCGCCAUCUGUGUGGCAAAGUAUCCAUGACAGAUACACUUUCCCAUCAGCAAAUUCAUCUGUUUCUUCGCACUCAUUAUCAGAAUUGAUAAAUGAAAAUGAUCAGAUUGGACUCUCUCUUAUGCACACGGGUAGCAACACCGUUUGGUAUGCUUACAUUGCCGCUUAUCCUCGACUAUCUCAGCCCAUGGCAGUUUUAGUGACAGCUAAUAUCGGUAUUGACGAUGUGGUUUGGGAAGCCAAAGCUGCUAUCAUUAAUCUGUACCUUGCUUGGCAAGAACAAGGCCAACCAGCUUCGACCAUUACAUCCACAGCUCCAUUGUCAGUCACAUUGAACAACUAUUUCGUUUUUAUCUUCACUUUUUUUACUUUUUUUCAUUAA
Adineta ricciae is the source of this 2100-nucleotide messenger RNA. NCBI's taxonomy places the organism in Eukaryota, Metazoa, Rotifera, Eurotatoria, Adinetida, Adinetidae. The record is from the annotation of a GenBank genome assembly.